AAAAGUCCCGUCGCAAGUUGCAGCGCGGUGUUUGGACCCUCAAACUUCAAACUGGAGGUAGUCUACGGCUCUACGCGGAACGAACCGUUACGAUGGAUGACUCAGCGGGCGCUUCCACGACCGGUGAGAAAUCCAUGCAUUUCGAACACAUGCAGUGGAGAAUGGAGAUUGAGCGAGACGCCGCCCAUUCUGCUCAGUGCUCGCUUCGCUUGCAUGGCAUGGCAUGGAUAAUAAUACCUAGGCGGCUACCAGGCACACUGCAGAUACAGGUAGCCGCAUGGUUGGACACCGUCGUCUCCCGCCAGCAGCAUCUCCAGCGUAUCGCCUCAGCAGUCGCCUCAGGAAGCGCCUUCACGGCUUCAACUCCAGGUGGCUCCCGUCUCGUAGGCCCGUAUGGACUCCCGUCUCGCAGCGUGGUUGGAAUCCCGUCUCGUAGGAUUCUCGGCUCGAAGGAUUUCCGCC
Molecule: messenger RNA, 462 nt
Organism: Sphaerulina musiva SO2202
Lineage: Eukaryota; Fungi; Ascomycota; Dothideomycetes; Mycosphaerellales; Mycosphaerellaceae
Exons: 1
Source: RefSeq, a predicted model, not a curated record